GCCGUCGCUGUCGUCGUCCUUGUCGUGGGCGGUAUCGAAAUCAGGGCUAUAAAAGCCUUGGCUUUCUUCUGGCCAACUCAUUCAAGUUGCAAAGCCUGCUGGUGAGACAGCAGCGGACUGAAUCUUGGAGCGAUUUUCUGUACCUGAAGACCAACACACGCCACCUGAACCACUGAAGAAGAUGAGGCUCCGACUCAACGUCCUGCUCUUGCUGCUCCACAUCGGCUGUCUGUCUGUGGCCUUCGCCAGUAGCAGGCUCUAUGGCGACGCCAGCAGUUCAAGCUGUGAUGGCCGCCGCUGGGAUGUCCAUCAUCGCCUGGACGAGUACGACGAGCAUAUGGUCUACAGACAGGUUCCCCCAUUGGAGUCGCUGGCCCGCGAUGAUCGUCGAAGCGAGAGGAGCGAGGAAACGAGGGUCCGGUUGGCGUCAUCUCCAAGGGAGGAGACGCCUCGUUACGCUCAUGUGGAUCGAGUAGAUCUGCGUGAAGCUCGUAAGGAACGGGACGAAGAACGUCGUGAAUUCCGUGAAGUACGAGAUGAGCGCCGGGAAGCCCGUGAGAUGCGAGAUGAGCGCCGGGAAGCCCGUGAGAUGCGGGAUGAACGUCGUGAAGCUCGAGAGGAACGAGAUGAACGUCGUGAAGCUCGAGAGGAACGAGAUGAACGUCGUGAAGACCGUGCGGUGCGAGAUGAACGACGUGAAGCUCGAGAGGAUCAGGAUGAACGUCGUGAAAUUCGUGAGGAUCGAGCUGAACGCCAUGAAGCCCGUGAGGUACUAGGUGAACGUGGUGAUGCUCGACGUGAAAGUCGUCAAUCCCAUGAAACUCUUGAGGAACGUCGUGUUCGUGAGGAACGGCCAGAUCAACGUGAUAUCCGUGAGGUACGAAAUGAACGCCGUGAAGCUCGUCAGGAACGGGAUAAUCGUCGUGAUGAUCGGGAGGAGUUGACAGAGCGGCGCGAAACUCGUAAAGAGCAAUCUGAACGCCAAAUUGGCCGAGAGGCCCGUACAGAACGCAAUACAGAACGAGACACAAGCAUGCGCCAGGAGGAAAAUCGUAUUGAAGCUGUCAAUGAAAGGCGUGAGGCUCGAAGCGAAGACCGAGAAUCAUCUAGACGUGAGGAUAGAGAAAACCGACAGCGAGAGGAAAGGGAAUCCGAACGACGAGUAGAACGUGUCAACCAAUAUCGUCGUGCAGAUCGAUUGUCUUCCAAACGCGAAGAGCGUGAGACUCGGGAGCGAUUUGAAGUCCGAUCUGCAGAUUAUAUAAGAGGAGAGCGAGAGGAAAUCAGAACGGAAGAACGCGAUAAUGCUCGACGAGAAGAACGAGAGGAUCGUCUCAGGGAAGAACGAGAUUUAGCCCGGCAUGAGGAAAAUCGCAGGAUGGAGAAACGCGUAGAUAUCCCACAAGAAGAGCGAUUAUCCUUUCGCCGAGUGGAACGAAACGAAAUUCGUCGAGAGGAGCGUGCAGAACGUGGGCGAGUUGAGGCUGAACGUAGGGAACAGUCCCUGGAUAGGGACAUGAAUCGACUGGAGGACCGUAGCGAGCGGAGAGAGACACGCAAUGUCGAUAGAAGGGAACAGCAGCGAGUGGAACGUGAAAAUCUGAGGAGACAGGAACGAAAAGAUGCUCGUCAAGUACAGGAUGAUAUUGUGGAAAGGGAAGAGCGAGAGGCUCGAAGGAAUGCGGAUCGAGAUGAAGAUAGGGAUUCCAUUCGUCAAAUCAAGCGUGAUAAUCUUCAAAGGGAUAAUCGGGAAAAUCUCCGACGUGAGGCUCGAGAUGAGCGAGAGAAUCUGCGCAGGGAAGAACGAGGCCAAACCCGGGAGAGUCUCCGGAGGCAGGCUGCAGAAUCACACCGCCGGAUCGAUCAAGCAGAUCGUCGUAGAGAAGAGCGUGAAAAUCAGCAAGAAGAUCUUAGGAGAGAAAACCGACGAGAAAGCCUGCGGAGGGAAGGUCGUGAAGCUCAACGAGAAGAGCUUAGGAGACAAGAGCGAGAAGCUCAGCGGCGCGAUGAGAGAGAUCAAGAGCAGCGAGUCCGUCGAAUGAAUAGCAUUACUACGAGCCUGGAACGCGAGCUCCCCCAGGUGAAAGCCAAGGGCUGGCUGAGCUAUGGAAAACGGGAAAUACUGAUGACCAGCCAGAUCCUGCUCCUGGCCGCUCUCUACAAGAAAUCCACGGCCAACGGCAAGGGGCUCGGAAAUGCUCUAAACGAGCAGAUCCAGGGCUAUCUGCAGGCCAUCGGCUGCUGAAGAGGAGGAGAUGAGGUUUAACCGCGAAAAGAGACCCAGAACGGAGAUGGAUACGGCACGAAAUGAACCAAAGGAAAAGGCAAAAGGACCCGGAGAACCCGAAAACCGAAACCAAAAAUGAGAGAGCGAACGGUGAGGAUGGGACAGGAUGCGAAUGCGGAUGCGGAAGCGGAAGCGGAUGUGGCGCAGUCGAGGAGUGAAGGCAUCGUCUCCGCCCCAGCAUCGUACAAUUUAAUCCAACUGUUACUGUAACCAAAACCCCUUUCUGUUAGCCAAAACAAGAGCAUAUAACGAAAAUAUAUAUCUGCAACUGCA
Drosophila kikkawai is the source of this 2560-nucleotide messenger RNA. Its product is annotated as trichohyalin. The record is from RefSeq and is a predicted model, not a curated record. Lineage: Eukaryota; Metazoa; Arthropoda; Insecta; Diptera; Drosophilidae.